This is a messenger RNA of Sphaeramia orbicularis (orbiculate cardinalfish), 1377 nucleotides long. RefSeq names its product olfactory receptor 52K1-like. The record is from RefSeq and is a predicted model, not a curated record. Gene Ontology annotation, biological process: G protein-coupled receptor signaling pathway. Gene Ontology annotation, cellular component: plasma membrane. The coding region runs from base 1 to 1377 and encodes 458 amino acids. The transcript has 3 exons. Gene Ontology annotation, molecular function: olfactory receptor activity; G protein-coupled receptor activity. Lineage: Eukaryota; Metazoa; Chordata; Actinopteri; Kurtiformes; Apogonidae.
AUGGAGAUGAUGGACAACGUCUCUUCACACCAGAGCUUCAUUCUAAAUUGUUUUGAUGAACUCGGAGCGCUGAGGCCCGUCCUCUUCAUCCCAUACUUCUCCAUGUUGGUCCUCUCACUGUUGGCCAAUACUCUGCUGAUCUACGUUAUAGUUUCACAGAAGAACCUCCACUCACCGAUGUACAUCCUGAUCGCCGUCAUGGCUGGAGUCGACCUCAUCAUCCCGUUCUUCUUCAUCCCCCACAUGUUGUUGAGUUUCCUGUUGGACUGGAGGGGAAUCUCUGUGACCGCCUGCUUUGUGCAGAUGUUCUUGAUUCACUCUGUUGGAACAUUCCAGGCCACUAUAUUGGUCUGGAUGUCUCUGGACCGAUACUUCGCCAUCUGUACGCCCCUUCGCUACCAUGAAGUCAUGACAUUGUCACGAUUCAUGAAGUUUGUGGUCCCACUUGUGGUCAGAAACUUCUUCUUGAUUAUGUUGUUUGUGAUUCUGGCGGGAAAGUUGUGGUUCUGUGGUGGAAACAUGAUAAACCACUGUUUCUGUGAACACAUGCCGGUGGUGGCGAUGGCCUGUGGAUCCACCGCCGUCAACAGCCUGGCUGGACUUGUGGCUCUGGUCCUCAUCCCUGUUGUUGACUUCAUCAUCAUCAUUGUGUCCUAUGUGAUCAUCUUCAGCUCUGUGCUGAGGUCGGGCCAGUCAGCGGCCAAAGCUCUUCACACAUGUGUCACUCAUAUUAUAGUAAUGACGGUCACGCUGGUCGUUGCUCUAGUCGCUUUACUGUCACAUCGAGUCAGAAAUAAGGUUCCUUCAGCUGUUCAGGUUUUCUUAAGCACCAUGAUUUUCUUGUUGCCAUGCUGUUUCAACCCGAUCAUCUACGGCAUCAGAACCACAGAGAUACGACAGAACAUGCUGAAGACACUAAGCCGCUGUCGAAUUGAUGCAACUGACCAGUUCAUCCUUCAGGUGUUCAGAAAACCCAUCGACGAACACACCCUGGAAAAAAAAACAGGAUCUGAAAUUCCUGAGAGAACUCCAACAACGAUCUGGUUCCCUGAUGGGGAUACAGUAGACGGGACGACACCUCCUUACCCCAGACGGGAAGGUCAAGAACCUCCUCAACUCAGCCAUGCUGCCAGCAGUUGCCUGCUGCUUGGAUAUACCAGUCAACAAGCAAACUUAGCAUUAUCUCUGGGGCUGCAGUCGGUGUUGGAGGCUCAGCCGGGGCUGCAGUCGGUGUUGGAGGCUCAGCUGGGGCUGCAGUCGGUGUUGGAGGCUCAGCCGGGGCUGCAGUCGGUGUUGGAGGCUCAGCUGGGGCUGCAGUCGGUGUUGGAGGCUCAGCCGGGGCUGCAGUCGGUGUUGGAGGCUCAGCCGGGGCUGUAG